GUGUUUGUCUUUCAUCAUUGGUGUUUUUAAGUGUCUAUUAUACAGAGUUGCGAUUGUGAUAUCAAUAUUCUUCCUGUGAUUUCUUCCUGAUCAAAGUAGCAAGUUUCUCGUUUAAAAGCGCAACGUAAGAAAAUUUAAACCAAAAUUAUACAGAAAUGGAAGAAAUGCCUCAUUUUUCAUCAGAAUCUUAUAUCCCCUUCGUAUCUGUUAAUGAACAAGUUUCAGAUACUGUUGAUACUAAUUUCAGAGAAAGAAGUGAUUUUGGACAGCAGAGAAAUGAUAAGAAUAUAUUGAGAGCGUGUUGUAAUGUUUCUAGUUCAGAUGCUCCUUGGAAAAGAGCAUCCAAAUAUUCCUUUGGAUUAAUAGGACUUCAUGAAGAAAUUAAUGAUUUUUAUGGAACCAUGUGUCCUAAAGAACAAGAGACUGAGCUUCGAUUAAAAGUUAUUGAGCACAUUACAAGAGUUGUACAUUCAUUGUGGCCUCAAGCCCAAGUUGAAAUAUUUGGAAGUUUCAGAACUGGUUUAUAUUUAUCCUCAAGUGACAUUGAUAUGGUUAUCUUUGGAGAAUGGAAAAGUUUGCCUUUGAGUACACUUAGUCAAGCUUUAGAAAAUAAUGGAAUUUUGGAUAGUGACAUAAAUAUUAUUGCUAAUGCUACAGUACCUAUUAUAAGACUUGUCCAUUCACCAUCUGGUAUUAGAGUUGAUAUAAGUUUUAACAUGUCAAAUGGUGUGGAAAGUGCGAAACUUGUUAAAAAAAUGAUGAAACAACACCCAGCCUUACCGAAAUUAGUCUUAAUUCUAAAACAGUUUCUAGUGCAUAGAGGACUUAAUGAAGUAUAUAAUGGUGGAAUGAGUUCUUACUGCCUGACUUUGCUGAUAGUUAGUUUUUUGCAGGGCUAUCACAAGCCAAAUUUUGAACCAUCUGCAAAUUUUGGUGCUGCAUUACUUGAAUUCUUUGAACAUUAUGGCAUUAACUUUAAUUAUGACAAAGUUUCUAUACAUUUUCAAUCUGGUGGACUUUAUAAGCCUAGAAGAGGUGGUGGACAUUUUUUAAGUGUUGAAGAUCCUUUAGUGUCAGGUCAUGAUGUUGCUAAAGGAACAUAUUUAAUGAAUUUAUUAAAGAUGUCUUUUCAAAAUGCAUUUUAUACACUCUCUAAAGCUGUGACUGAAAGCAUAGCCACAAAAACUCCUGUGAAAAGUUUCUUGCAUCUUAUACUUAAAGUUGAUCCUGAAGUUUUGAGAAAUCGUGAAACAAUGCUAAAUAAUCAUUCAAAAAUUAUGAAAAGAUUAUCUAAAUUAAUAGAUAAAUUAAAUGAGAAUCAAUCUGUAGAAUCUGCAUCUACUUCCAUUGCAAGUUCAAAAAAUUUCCAUAAAAAGAAAAAGUUUGGAUAAAUUGGUAAUUCAAGACAAUAUUAUUUUAAUUUUUUGUAAAUACUUAAUUUAAAUAAAGUUUUUUCGUCUUUA
Molecule: messenger RNA, 1463 nt
Organism: Argiope bruennichi
Lineage: Eukaryota; Metazoa; Arthropoda; Arachnida; Araneae; Araneidae
Product: terminal nucleotidyltransferase 4B-like
Exons: 11
Coding region: 156-1391 (411 amino acids)
Biological process (GO): RNA 3'-end processing
Cellular component (GO): nucleolus; TRAMP complex
Molecular function (GO): mRNA binding; poly(A) RNA polymerase activity
Source: RefSeq, a predicted model, not a curated record